UUUUUUCCGGGUCAGUCCCGUAAUGGGCCCGAGCCCGGCCCGAAACCGAUCGCGUUCGGUACUAUCGGUAUCAAAUCUCAAAAAGCCCCUUACGGUCCCGUCCCGUCCCGAUUUAUAAUUCCGGGCCCGGGAUCGGGUUUACCCCAAAUCUGGCCCGUCCCGGCCCGUGCCCAGCCCUAUUUUUUAUAGUCCGAGUCAAUCCCCUUAGAGAAACUGGAUCGUGCGACAAUGUGGGUGAAGGCACGGCAAGAUAAGAAUGGCUACUUCAAAGAACCUGAGGUGGAGAAGACGGCAGAAAAAAUUGAAAGGUUAAAGAAAAAGGAGUCUGACGGAGAGCUUACAACAGAUGGUUCAGAUGAUGUGCUCACCUUAGCAUUGGGGAACCCAGAGCAUCCUGGGAGGGUACGAGGCGUUGGUGGUUUCACCAAACCAGCUUCAUACUUUAACCUCCCAAAAAGCAGAAAGAAAAGUGUGGAAGAGACUGUGAGGAAGAGUGUGAAGUUGAUUUUGGAGGAGGAGAAGGAAAGUAUACUCGCUAAGGAAAGAGUUGCAUGGGAACAAGAGAGAGAUAGACAAGUUGCUGAGGAAAGAGCAUAUUGGACAGCCAAGAUUGCGAGGUUGGAAGCAAAAAUUGAUGGGAAGGAGGUGCCACUAGAGUUAUCAAAACAAUUGACGCCACUUAAUGAACAUGGUUCAGGCGAAGGGAGCUGUUCCCGACCAGCUGAGAAGAUUAUGAUUGACAUUGUGGAGGGUGAGGCCAAAACAGUGAAGAAGAAGUUGGUUUUAGCUGACGAGAAGAUAUUUGUUCAAGAGGACCAGCAAGUGGCUACAGAUCAACCAAAGCAGAAACUGACUUCUAUAAUUGAAGAGGAGGUUAGAGUCCACAUAUCUUCGAAAAAUUCUUUCAAUAAUGACAAUGAGCUGGUUGAUGGGAACGACUGUGGACUGGCAUUAGAUAGGGUGGAGAAUAUUGUUGCAUAUGGUACCGUCAUUCAAGUUAAUAUUGAGGAAGGCAAUCAGAAGAUCCAUGGGGUUCCAUUGGGAGAGGACAAUGUGCACGUCUCAGUCGUUGGAACCAUUGUGCAUGAUGCCUUGCUACCGUUUCCAAUGAAGGAUGCUGACAUAGUCACUGUCGGAGACGCCAUUGGGACUUGUGUUGCUUGGCCAAGAAAGCUGGUUGUUACCCCUGCACCAGAGGCACCCCCUAAACCCAUUGAGCAGAAAAAAACAAAGCGUGCUAAUCCGAAGAAGAGAAGCAAAGAUUCAUUUGAUGAUGACAAUGAAGACCUGGAAAACUUGUUGACGAAUCUGCCAUUACCAGUAAAGGACUUGUGUAUGUGGGCCAAGACUGGAUUGAUGGAUGGCGCCACAAUCCACACAACAUUUGGUGGGGAAAUUUUCGGUCAUUCUAGGAAAGCCGUCAUCUUUAGAAGGGAUAUCUAUAACAUGGCUAACAUGCUGGAAGUAUCUGGAGGAGCAUUGUUUUUUACAUGAGCCCUUUAAUAUUGCAAUAUUAUUUUUAUGGAGUCCUGAAGAAGUCUAAGAUGCUUGAUAUGGUUGGCUUUAUCGACCCUGCACACACCGGUAUAAUUGGGUGUGGAAAUCCCACUGAACGGGCACGGUCUAUGUCAAAUCGGUACCUGUUAGGGAAACCGGGGCAGAUAUUUUUGGUUCCAUAUAACUCAGGCGCUCAUGGGAUGUUGUCGGUGGUGAACCCGGAUGAAGAAGUCAUGCAUUUCAUGGAUCUGCUAAAAAUGCGACUUUGUGCUGGUGAAUGGAAAGCUAUUGUCGACAACUCCAUUAAAAUCUUCAAUGCCCAAAAGGGUAGGAAAGGAAGGAAAAUAAUCCAACAGAAGAAUCUUGUUUGGGAAGGGAAAUCAAAUCUUGCUUACACACAGAAGGAUAUUGAUGUGGUUCGAGCUGAAUGGGCAAAUCAUGUUAUGAUGUUCUAACUUUGGUUCUGUUUAAGGUAGAUGAGUAGCACUAGGAACUGCUUUUGUGCAUUUAUAUAUAACUGAUGGAAAGUGUUGAUGAACCUAUAUUAUGCAUGCAGUUUCUCUGCCUAGCUACUCUUUCUUUACCUUAUAGGCUUUUGACUUAGUGCAAUAUUAGGUAAAUGAUCGAGAUAAGAUGGUUUUUUGGUUCUCAAUCUCAAUCAUUAUGUAACUGUUGGCUAGGUUUAGAGUUGGAACUAUGAAUUGUAUUUUGGAUAAUGUUGAUGCAA
Molecule: messenger RNA, 2224 nt
Organism: Rosa chinensis
Lineage: Eukaryota; Viridiplantae; Streptophyta; Magnoliopsida; Rosales; Rosaceae
Exons: 8
Coding region: 229-1494 (421 amino acids)
Source: RefSeq, a predicted model, not a curated record